Molecule: messenger RNA, 1671 nt
Organism: Penicillium manginii
Lineage: Eukaryota; Fungi; Ascomycota; Eurotiomycetes; Eurotiales; Aspergillaceae
Product: putative prenylcysteine lyase
Exons: 2
Coding region: 1-1671 (556 amino acids)
Biological process (GO): prenylated protein catabolic process; prenylcysteine catabolic process
Molecular function (GO): prenylcysteine oxidase activity
Source: RefSeq, a predicted model, not a curated record
AUGUAUUUCACCCAGGACUGGAGCUACUUGUGGCUUCUCAACGCAUUGAUCGCCUUCAUUCCAAGCAGUUAUGCGGCUCAGCAGCAGCCGUUGCAGCUAGCUACAAAUGACGUCUCCAAGCGGGUCGCUAUCAUCGGAGCUGGAGCUGGAGGCUCCUUCGCAGCCUACGAAUUGCGUAAGCUUGCAGAUGAGGCUGGCAUCCCUCUCAACGUCACUAUCUAUGAGCGAGCCUCGUAUAUCGGCGGUCGCUCAACUACAGUCGAUGCAUUUGACGACCCAGCCUAUCCAAUCGAACUAGGCGCUUCCAUAUUCGUCCAAGUCAACGAAAUCCUCGUGAAUGCAUCACGCGAUCUCGGCCUUGGUGUACGCAGCGCUGACUACGCUCGUCCCAGGGAAGCCGAGGAAUCUAUCGGUAUCUGGGAUGGAAAGCAGUUUGUCUUCACACUCAAGAAUGGCUAUAGCUGGUGGAAUAUUGGUCGGCUCUUUUGGAGAUAUGGUCUUGCGCCGCUCUACACACAGAACUUGAUGAAGAAUAUCGUGGGCAGGUUUCUGCGUCUUUACGAGGAACCGAUUUUCCCGUUUCAGUCACUUUCCGAGGCUGCGGCAGAGAUUGAUCUGUUGGGUGCAACUUCGACACCUGGAGACCGAUUUCUUGAUGGCAACGGCAUUGGGCAGCUGUUUUCUCGGGAGAUCAUCCAGGCGAGCACCCGUGUUAAUUAUGGCCAGAACUUGGCAGUCAUUCACGGCUUGGAGUCGAUGGUUUGCAUGGCCACGGAUGGGGCAGUGUCAAUCGAUGGUGGGAAUUGGCAGAUAUUUGACGGUGCGGCCAGGGCUUCCAGGGCAGAUGUGCGGUUGAACACAACUGUGACAGCAAUAGAGCGGAAGGACGAUGGUACAGUUCGAAUUAUCUCGCACCCGACAGGGGACUUGGACUCAGUGCAGUCAUAUGAAGAUGCGGAGUACGACGACGUUAUUAUUGCAGGACCGCUGCAGUAUUCUGGCAUCUCGAUAUCUCCCCCAUUGGACCAUAUCCCUGACGAAAUUCCUUACGUUAAAUUGCAUGUUACACUCUUCUCGACUCCUCACCGCAUCUCACCGUCAUACUUCGGUCUUGAUGGGAACAAUGCCCGUACCCCAGAGUCGAUUUUAACCACUCACCCGGAGGGCGACUGGCCCAGCGAUGACCCAUCAGGAGUCGGCCCAGCUGGAUUCUGGAGCAUCAGCACACUGCGCACAGUGACUCGAACAGUCGCGAAGGAUGGCGAAGAAUUUCCCGAGCAACAUUACGUGUAUAAGAUCUUCUCACCUGAGCGGCCGUCCGCUAAAAUCAUCGCUCAAGUAUUCGACAUCGAAUAUAAUGACACCAGCUCAGUAGUUGUUCCACGCACUAACACGAGCAUCGGUGACCUCCCGAAGACUGAGAUCAGCUGGUUCCACGAGAAGGUCUGGAAUCCGUAUCCAGUGUUGUACCCCCGAGUGACGUUUGAGGAAACUCUUUUGGCCCCGAAAGUGUGGUACACAAGUGGGAUCGAGAGCUUUAUCUCCACCAUGGAGACAAGUGCACUCAUGGGUCGGAACGUGGCGGCACUUAUGCUGCAGUCGUGGCAGAGGCAAACUGAGCAGGGCAGUGGUGUCAAUACUGCAUCCUUCAAGCCGAGGACUGAACUGUGA